Molecule: messenger RNA, 1143 nt
Organism: Chrysoperla carnea
Lineage: Eukaryota; Metazoa; Arthropoda; Insecta; Neuroptera; Chrysopidae
Product: doublesex- and mab-3-related transcription factor A2-like
Exons: 3
Coding region: 1-1143 (380 amino acids)
Biological process (GO): sex differentiation; regulation of transcription by RNA polymerase II
Cellular component (GO): nucleus
Molecular function (GO): DNA-binding transcription factor activity, RNA polymerase II-specific; RNA polymerase II cis-regulatory region sequence-specific DNA binding
Source: RefSeq, a predicted model, not a curated record
AUGUUACGUGGUAAUAUGUGCUCACCAAAAAAUGUUCGAAUUCCAAAAUGUGCACGAUGUCGUAAUCAUGGUAUGAUUUCAAGUCUACGUGGUCAUAAAAAAAUGUGUGUUUACAAAAACUGUAAAUGUGCAAAGUGUAACUUGAUCAAAGAACGACAAAGAAUAAUGGCUGCACAGGUUGCUUUAAAACGCCAACAAGCCGCCGAAGAUGCAAUUGCUUUACAUUUGGCGGCGGCCGAAAGUGGUAAAUCGUAUGACUACCUACCACCAGGCCGAAUUUAUGGUAUGUCAGUUACAUCUCCAUGUACAGACGACGAUGACGAAGAUGAUUCACAUUCGUCAAAUUCAAAAUUAUCAGAGAAACCAUCGAGUAGUGAUAAUCAACCGACAUCAACUGCGGAAGACGAUCUAGCAACGACAUCUACAGCCACACCAAUUGACGUAAUUGAUACAACAAACAAGUCUGAUAUAAACAAUAUAACUUCUUCGACAUCAAAUUGCGGAAAUACCACGAAUAAUUCAAUUGUAAAUCAGGCUUCAUUAGAUCUUUUAAGUAAAUUAUUUCCACAACGAAAACGUUCAGUUUUAGAAUUAGUUUUGAAACGUUGUAAUCAUGAUUUAUUAAAGACAAUUGAACAUUUUAAUGACUCACAAAUUAUCACUCCACCAGCAACCAAAGAGAAUAAUUCAAAUACAAAGUUAAUUUUACCAAAUACUUUAACAUCAACAAAUAGCACCACAAAUUUACCUUUACUGUACAACAGACCGAUCAUGCAACACACAUCAGCAUUUAAACCGGUUAAAACAUCAUCUUCGACAACACCAAAUAUUACUGCCAGUAGUUCAUCAAGUUUUUUUCCAUCAUUGCCAAGUUUACUAUCAUUAAGUGCUGCAGGAAAUUCUGUGAAUACUGGUCUAUGUAAUCCAUCAACAGAAACGUUAAUUAAUAACACCACGAUUAGUGGUGGGAAUCACAAUAAUCCAUCUUCAUUGUUAAUGAGUAAUUUUUAUCCAUUUUUUCCAAUGUUAGCAGCAAAUCCAUCCAUUGCUAAUGAAUUCUUGCAACAGCACAAUUCUGGAUUUUAUUUACCACAUUGCUAUACAACUGAUUUAAGUAGUUGCUUACAAUUAUUAGUGCUUUAA